AUGUCGGUAGAAUCUGAGCGCGAGGCGCUAAUACGGCAACACAACAGGUUGAAGGACGAAGUAGAGAGUAUCAACAAUGAGAUAAGGAAGCUCGAGCGUGCGAACGAGUACCUCAGGCAGCAAAAUGCGAAUAUGCGCCGGAUGGUCGAGCAAUCGCAAUCUAUGGCUGCUGCGGCCGCGCCUGACUCCAGCGUACACACUGCCAACGGAAGGUAUGACGACGGUGAUGUGUCGAAGACGCCAGAGGCGCGAGGCGGCCCCUUCUACCAGGUUGUAACCGACCUCGCUAGCAAUGGCGAGUCGAUGUUCGGCAGCUACUUGAAACACGUGGCUGGCAUGGCAAACGACUUCGCAAGUAAACUGCAGUUGACAGAGGACGAUUACAAAUUCCAAUCCACACGCGAAACCGUCUUGCAACACAUGUAUAGGCGCAAUGAUCCCGCCUACAUGAUGGUUCCAAGCCUGUCUUCCAGGGAGUCGGGAAUCGACACGUCCUCGGAGAUGGGCAGCCCCGUCGCUGGGGAGUCGCACCACGUCGAGCGCACGGGCUAUUACCAGGAGGUAGGUGCGGGCUACGGUGCCGACGGGCGCGCCGAUUUCCCUCCUUCGCUGGUGAAGUAA
This is a messenger RNA of Babesia ovata, 621 nucleotides long. RefSeq names its product cytochrome B6, putative. Lineage: Eukaryota; Apicomplexa; Aconoidasida; Piroplasmida; Babesiidae. The coding region runs from base 1 to 621 and encodes 206 amino acids. The transcript has 3 exons. The record is from RefSeq and is a predicted model, not a curated record.